AUGCUACGAACUCUUCUAAUCAUUGGACGUAACUUUAGACCAAUUACUCCCUUUAUGUCUGUAUACUUAGUUGAAGAAAAAGGGUUCACAACUAAAGAUAUUGUUGAUCGGAUUAUACCUUGGUGGCUUUAUUCUAUGCUUAUCUUCUCUUUGAUAGUACCUGUGCUAGUUAAUCAGCUGGGUUUGUUAGGGAGUAUUAGUCUUUCGGUUUUAGGUGAGUUAUUAGGAACUGGUUUAUUAAUUGGGAUGAAGAAAAGGUCUUUGAUAAUAACGGUUGUUGUGGAGAUAUUAAGUGCUCUUAGGUCCAGUAUGAUUGUGGCUGAUAAGAGGUUUUAUGGGGAGAGUAAUCAGGAUCGGGCCAAUCGUUAUAGUACUAUUAGAAAAAUCGCUGGGAUGUUCUCUUCCUUUGUAGCUCAGAAUACGUACUGUAUUUCCGGUGGGUGUUUACCGGCUCUGUACUUGACGAUAAUGGCUCAGGGCUUGGUUUUAGGACUGACUUUGCUCUUACCGAAAGAGGCAGAUAGUGUGGUGGCUACACCAGUGAGUCUGUCGGGAAUAAGUCCGGGGUUAUUAGCGAAGGUCUUUAGUUAUACGGGGGCCUUUACAUUGAGUUCUUGUUUUAAGAUUUACAUUGAUGUAGUACUGAUUGAAAGGACGGGGCAGGUGGGAAGGUGUGAUCGGAUGAUUAAGGUGAUGUUGGAUAAGGUGAGCUAUGUAUUUUAUAUGGUAUCUUUGGGUUUGGUUAAGUUGAUUGGGAUGGUAGAUAAGAAAGUGAAGGUUUUAGGAGUGGUCAAUCGGGAUAAGGCCUUGCACGGGUACAUGGAAGGGAUGACUAAGAUUGCUGCGGCAGUUUUAGCUAUGCCUUUAGUGCGGUGGACGGGGAAGAACUAUGCCUAUACGGAGGGAUUAUGUGUGAUCUCUUGGAUUAUGCAAGUAGUUGGGAUUGUAGCUUUGCGGCACUCGAAUAGUCUGAUGCAUGGGUAUGUUUCUUAUUUACUGUCUUUUUGGGGGUCGAGUAUGACUAUCUACAUUUCUUAUAAUCGCAUUAACGAAAUGGCCAAGGAGCAUGUUAUUACUAUUAUAUCUUAUGUUAGUGGAGUGUCCUGUGCUGUGCAUGCUAUUAUAGACUUGGUGGCUCGAAAGAAGAACUUAAGAGCGGAACGUCGGUUUAUGUUGUAUGCUAAGCUGGGCACGGGUUUAUUUGGUUGUGCGGCUAUUUGCUCUAUGAUUGAGUAUGUCCAGCGCUAA
Messenger RNA from Nematocida homosporus, 1248 nucleotides. RefSeq lists its product as uncharacterized. Gene Ontology annotation, biological process: vitamin transport. Gene Ontology annotation, molecular function: vitamin transmembrane transporter activity. The record is from RefSeq and is a predicted model, not a curated record. Lineage: Eukaryota; Fungi; Microsporidia. The transcript has a single exon. Gene Ontology annotation, cellular component: membrane. The coding region runs from base 1 to 1248 and encodes 415 amino acids.